AUGAGUGAUGAUAAAGACAUAUUUACUACUACAGGAGUAGAAAUUGUUACUGUCGAGGUCUUCCAAGGACUAUCAAACUCAAAAAGGUGUGCGUUUGAUAUUGGAGGUACACUGGUGAAAUUAAUAUACAAAAUUUCACUAGAAAGUGAGCAUGAUGAAGCAGAAGAAAAUAAGAGAGAGUGCAUCUCUAAGCAGACCUUGAAGGGACAUAUUAGCUGUUGUGAUUAUAAAGAGGAAAUAAAAUAUAAUUUUUAUCAGCAACUUUACAAUAAAUUAGAACCAGAAGAGAUUAACACCAUAAGACGUGGGCAACUAAGUUUACUUUUAGAACCCACCAUUAAAAGAAGUGGAACUCAACUCAUAUUUUGUGUUAUUUGUAGAACAUACAAUCAUGUAGGUUUUCAAUUGGACAAACUAAUUGAGUUUGCAAAAAAACGAAAAUUAAUUGGAGAACAGCCAAAUUCUUAUUAUAUUGCAGCUACUGGAGGUGGUGCAUUCCGUUUUGCUGAAUUUAUAAAUAGCAUAGGGUACGAAGUUAUUCAAUAUGAUGAGAUGCUUAGCAAUAUACAAGGUCUAAUAUGUUUUAUGUCAAAAUGUAUCACUGAGAAAUUUAUACGAGAAAAUAGAAAUCCACUUGUUAAGGAGGAGCAGAUCUUUGAAAUUGAUAAUACUUCAGGAUUUAUAAAAGGUUCAAGUAUUAAAACAAGAAAACUAAAUAUAAUGAAUAAAAGUACAUUGAAUAUAAUGGAAUUUAAAUUGACUACUGAUUAUUCAAAGCAAAGUAAUUUAGAGUCCUAUCAGGAAUUGAACUACCAUGAUUUAAACCAUAGACUUAAACAUGUAUUAAAUUAUUCAAUUAAUGGAAAUAUUUCGAAAAUAAACUAUCCAUUUCUUCUUGUAUGUAUUGGUUCUGGUGUUUCAAUUGUUAAAGUGUUCUCUGAAGAUAAAUUUGAAAGAGUAAGUGGAACUCCUCUAGGAGGAGGAACUGUCUUUGGACUGGCAAGAAUUCUAUGUAACAUCUCCAAUAUUAAUGAACUAAAAAGCCUAUAUAAUAAAGAUACCUGUAACACAGAUGCUAAGAUUAUAAAAGAGCAAAGUAUAUUAUAUUCAAAGAAUAAGUAUACAGAAUUUAGAGGAAAACAUAAAUAUGAUGCAGAGAACUCUAGUGGAAUUACACAAAAUAUAUCUACGAGAUUUAAUCAACACAAGGGGGUUAGAACUACAUUUUUUGGAAACAUGAAAGAUGACUUAGAAAUUAAGAGACAGUUUAAUCGUCGAGAAAUUGCUCAUAAUUUGAUAGAAAUGGCUAAUCAUGAAAUUUGUUAUUUAACAUGCCUUAUGGCAAUGAAGUACCAUAUAUCACAUGUUUAUGCUACAGGAUCUUAUGUGGCUCAAGGUUUCUUUGCAAUUCCGACUUUCAAGAAUGUAAUGACAGAUUUGAAGUUGGAGAAUAUAAAUCUUUAUCUCAUACAUAUGAAUGGAUUUCUUGGCUCACUUGGUGCUUUAAUAUAA
Molecule: messenger RNA, 1512 nt
Organism: Cryptosporidium muris RN66
Lineage: Eukaryota; Apicomplexa; Conoidasida; Eucoccidiorida; Cryptosporidiidae
Exons: 1
Coding region: 1-1512 (503 amino acids)
Biological process (GO): coenzyme A biosynthetic process
Cellular component (GO): cytosol; nucleus
Molecular function (GO): pantothenate kinase activity; ATP binding
Source: RefSeq, a predicted model, not a curated record